CGACUGCACCAAUAUGGCCGUAGCUUCCGAGUUUCGCUGCUAGUGUGCGGUGGCCACAUAGGUUUCAGUGUAGAACAGAGUAUUUUGCAACAGCAUUAAAGUUUCAUUUUAAUUUUUUUGUUGUUUGUUGUGUAUAUUUACUGUUAUUUUACUGUUGAUGUGAUAGGAAAUAUUAUAUUUUAUGUGUCCGUCGUCAGCAGAUUCAUGCGACGACAAAAUGGCGACGCAUAACGAAAUUUUGCUGCAAAUAGUUUUUUCUCAUUUUAUCUGCUCAUCUUAAUAAUAAGCUUUAAAUUGAUUUAAAAAGUGGUAUGCCAGUUUUAUCUCAAUGAAAUUAUUGGUUUCUUUAAGUCUCAAGAUCUACAUUAUAUAAGAAAUAGUGUUUUCAACAAAUCUCCAGCAAAAUGCACCAGAAAGGAUCCAUGAAUGAAUCAGGAAGUGAAUCUAGGAGUGAAAAGGGAAAUAAAAGUGAUUCCAGUGGAUCUGGUUCAGGAAGUGAAAGUGAUAGUGGAUCAAGUUCAUCUGGCUCUGGUUCUGGUUCAAAUCGUUCGGGAUCUCACCGGUCUGGGUCCCGCCGAUCAGGUUCAUAUAAGUCAUCAGGUGGAGAAGGUUCACAUCACAGCAACCACACAAAGUCUUCACCUAAGUUUGGCAAUGUUAACUCCUCAAGAUCAGAUCAUCAAAAUAGUGACAAAGAUUGGUCAGAUGAUGACACACCUUCUAAAUCAAAGUCCAGAAAUAAUCACAAUAGUAAGGUGAAGUCUGAUCUUUGGGAAGACAAUCCUGAUAUUUAUGGCAUAAGAAGAUCAGGCAGAUCUCGCAAGGAACCAGACAGACUUAAAGUAGCUGAUAGUGAUUCAAGUGAAAGAGGAAGAAGCCACAGGAAAAGCAGAAAAAAGAGCAACUCUUGGAAUUCGGACAGUUCUGGAAGUGAGAGUGACUUACAAGGAUCUCCUCCUCCCCCAUCAAAGCGCCCAGGCCAAAGAAGCAUACCAUUACGAAAUAAAAAGCCAUCAAGAAGAAAGUUUACUAGUGAUGAAGAUGAAAGCACUGAAGGAUCUGGCUCGGACACAAAAAGCCGCACAGCUACCAGGCGCACUGGUGCAGCAGCAGUUAGUUAUAAAGAAGCUAGUGAUGAACAGACCGACUCAUCAGACCUAUUGGAGGUGGAGGGUGGCGAGGAAGCUGAUGCUGAGCCAGAACCUGAGGAUCACAGUGAAACCAUAGAAAGGGUUCUUGGUGUAAGAAGGGGGAAAAAAGGAGUCACUGGGAAUGUGACUACAGUUUAUUACAUCGAGGAGAAUGGAGAUCUAAAUGAAGGAUGUAAUCCUGAUGAUGCCGAUUCGACGGAACCACAGUACCUGAUCAAGUGGAAGGGUUGGUCCCACAUCCACAACACUUGGGAGUCUGAAAAGUCACUCAAUGAACAAAAAGUUAAAGGCUUGAAGAAACUAGAGAACUAUAUAAAAAAGGACGCUGAGCUUUCGUGGUGGAGAAAUCAGGCUGGACCAGAAGAUAUUGAUUACUUUGAAUGUCAGUCAGAAUUGCAACAGGAAUUGGUGAAAACUUAUUGUUAUGUUGAAAGGAUUAUAGCUGAACAAACACGUGAACUAGAGGGCGGUGGCACGGCCCGGGAAUAUUUUUGUAAAUGGGAAUCGUUACCAUACGCCGACGCUACAUGGGAAGAUUCAGCCCUCAUUGAGAGGCGAUGGCCAAAAGAAGUAGAAAAUUUCAAGUACAGAGAAGCAGCAAAAACUACUCCGUCAAGACACUGCCCUGUACUCAGGAGAAGACCAAAGUUCCAUCAAGUGAAGGAACAGCCCGAAUAUAUGGGUAAAGAUGCGACAUUUGUGUUGAGAGAUUAUCAAAUGGAUGGUUUGAAUUGGUUGAUUCAUUCAUGGUGUAAGGAGAAUUCGGUAAUCCUUGCUGAUGAAAUGGGUUUAGGAAAAACUAUACAGACGAUUUGUUUUUUAUACUACCUUUUUAAAUCUCAAUCGCUGUAUGGCCCAUUUCUUUGUGUCGUCCCACUGAGUACUAUGACUGCGUGGCAACGCGAGUUCGUGCAAUGGGCGCCUGAUAUGAAUGUCGUCACAUACAUCGGCGAUGUCGGCAGCAGAGAUAUUCUUCGCCAAUUUGAAUGGAGUUUUGCCAGUUCAAAGAGACUAAAGUUCAAUGCGAUAUUGACUACAUAUGAGAUCUUGCUGAAAGACAGACAGUUUCUAAGAUCAUUCAGCUGGGCGGUUUUACUAGUCGACGAGGCCCAUAGACUAAAAAAUGAUGAUUCUCUGUUGUACAAAGCACUGAAGGAAUUUGAUACCAAUCAUCGACUAUUAGUCACGGGCACUCCGUUACAAAACUCACUGAAGGAAUUAUGGGCAUUAUUACACUUCAUUAUGCCUUACAAAUUUGAAACGUGGGAAGAGUUUGAAAAAGACCAUGAAGAUGCGGCGACUAAAGGCUACGAAAAGUUGCACAAACAACUCGAGCCUUUCAUUCUGAGAAGACAGAAGAAAGAUGUGGAAAAGUCCUUACCUGCUAAGGUUGAACAAAUUCUCAGAGUAGAAAUGACUUCCAUUCAAAAGCAAUACUACAAGUGGAUUCUUACAAAGAAUUACAGUGCCUUGAGGAAAGGAGUUAAAGGGUCGAUCAAUACCUUUAUAAACAUUGUGAUAGAGCUGAAGAAGUGCUGCAAUCAUGCACUAUUGACAAAGCCAGAGGACUACGAAACCAGAGCGUCGCUAGCGACCACUGAUGCAGUUGAAAAACUACUGAGAGGCUCAGGAAAGUUGCUGCUCCUCGAUAAACUACUCUGCAGGUUGAGAGAAACAGGGCACAGGGUUCUUAUUUUCUCUCAGAUGGUCAGGAUGUUAGACAUUCUAGCGGAAUACCUGCAAAGGCGACACUUUCCUUUCCAACGCCUGGAUGGAAGCAUAAAGGGAGAAAUCAGAAAACAAGCCCUUGAUCACUUCAAUGCAGAAGGAUCAACCGACUUCUGUUUCCUUCUGUCGACCAGAGCAGGUGGUCUAGGAAUCAAUUUAGCCACCGCAGACACUGUGAUAAUUUUCGAUUCAGACUGGAAUCCCCAAAAUGACCUCCAAGCUCAAGCGCGAGCUCACCGUAUUGGACAGAAAAAUCAGGUGAACAUUUAUCGGCUAGUUACAGCCAGGUCGGUGGAAGAGGACAUAGUGGAACGAGCGAAGCGGAAGAUGGUUCUAGACCACCUGGUGAUCCAGCGCAUGGACACCACAGGACGCACGGUGCUCAACAAGCGAGACGGGGGCACGGCCGCCACCACCGCCAACAACCCCUUCAACAAGGAAGACUUGAACGCCAUACUGAAGUUUGGCGCCGAGGAACUGUUCAAGGAUGAUGAUGAAAAUGAUGAAGAACCAGUUUGUGACAUUGAUGAAAUCCUCCAACGAGCCGAGACACGGGAUGAGGGUCCCACGAUGGCCGGGGACGAACUGCUGUCGGCCUUCAAAGUUGCCAGCUUUGCCUUUGAUGAGGAUAAAGCAGUCAUGGAGGUCAAGAAAGAAAACAACGAAGAAGAAAGCAAAGACUGGGACGAUAUCAUUCCCGAAAAUGUGCGGAAGACCAUUGCUGAGGAAGAGAAGAAUAAAGAAAUGGAAGAUUUGUACCUGCCUCCUAGAAGAAAGAAUUUGCAGCAAAAUAAUGCUGAUUCUAAAGGUCGCGGCGGCCGGCACAGCCGCACGUCGGGCGACAACGCGGACGGCGACAACGGCGACGACGGCGACGACAGCUACGCCUCGGAGGGGGACGCCAGCGCCGACGACGACCGGCCCCGGAAGCGCGGCCGCCCGCCCGCCUCGCACCGGGAGAAGAUCAAGGGGUUCACUGAUCAAGAGAUUCGGAGGUUUGUCAAGAGCUACAAGAAGUUUUCCGCUCCGUUGAAGCACCUGGACAGCAUUGCGUGUGACGCGGAGCUGCAGGAGAAGCCACUCGCUGAACUCAAGAAAUUAGGAGAGACUUUACAAGAAAGAUGUAAACAAGUGUUGAAUAGCACCAAUGAAACCACAGAGCCUAGUGAUGGGCGGAAGAAUGCUCGUAAGACAUUCAAGCUGGGCGGCGUGCCCGUGAACGCGAAGACGCUGGCGGCGUGCCAGGACGAGCUAGCUCCGCUCGACGACUUCUUGCCACAAACAAAGGAAGAACGGCUAAAAUGGCAACUUGAUUUCAGAACGCGACCAGCUAACUUCGAUAUUGAAUGGACUGUAGCAGAUGACUCCAAACUACUUGCAGGCAUUUAUCAGUACGGCAUGGGUUCCUGGGAGGCCAUAAAGAUGGACUCCUCCUUCGAAAUAGGCGAUAAAAUACUUACCAAUGAGGACAAGAAACCCCAAGCAAAGCAUUUACAGUCAAGAUCAGAGUACCUGUUAAAAUUAAUUAAGAAAUUGUUAGAUCAAAAGAAUGGCAAGCAAAAACAAAGAAAGCCUAGAAUGAAGAGGGGAGCGAAAGAACCUGUUACUAAGGACAUCGUUGAAGAUGACAUUAGUUCAGGGGAGGAGAAUAAGAAAUCUAAUAAGACUGCCAAUAAAAAUGAUAGUAAGAAUAAAUCGAAAUUAGAAGACUUUUCAACUCAUGAUGAAACAUCCCAAGAUGUAAAGGCGAAAGACAAGAAACGCACAAGAAAGGAUGGCAAAGAUCGGUCUAAAAACGACAAGGCAAAAGGUCGCAAGAAAAACGCUGGACCCAUGCAUUUCACUGCCAACAACGAACCUAGGGCACUGGAGGUUCUAGGGGACCUUGACCCUUCUGUGUUUGAAGAGUGCAAAGAAAAAAUGCGGCCUGUUAAAAAAGCUUUACGCGCGUUGGAUAAUCCUGAUCAAACCCUAUCAGAGCACGAUCAGGUGACGCGGACGCGGACCUGUCUCACGCAGAUCGGCAGCCAAAUAGAUAUCUGUCUGGACGCCUACCCUGACGCUGAGAAGAAGGUGGAAUGGAGAAGUAAUCUCUGGUAUUUUGUGUCGAAAUUCACAAACUUUGAUGCCAAACAGCUGUACAGGCUAUAUAAAUAUGGACUGAAGAAAAAUGAAGAGGCAUCUAGAGGCAAGCAUAAAGAAAAUAAAAAGACCAACAACAAAAAUAAUAAGAACAACCAUAAUGCAAAUAAUAAUGUUAGAUCACUGAAAAAAGACACCAAAGUAGAAGAAAAUAAUGAAAAGAAAGAAAAGCGGCCAAAGGUAGACAGAGACAAGUCUAGCGAUAAAACGCCACACACCUCCGGCAUCAAGAGAAAACUAGAGGAAGGGGAAUGCGACCCUGAUCCUGGCGAUAGCAAACGACACGAGAGACAUAAACACAAGCACAAGGAUCGCAAGGAUAGAGAUAGGAGCUUGAAGCGGGACGAUUUGUCGUGCAGAGACCGGAGCCGGCCGGAGCGGGAGCGGGAUCGAGAGAGGGACCGGGAGCGAGACCGCGAGAGGGACCGAGACCGGGAGCGCGACCGGGACCGGGAGCGAGAGCGGUCGCGCACGCGACGGGACAGCGGCGGCGCCGGCCCGCGCGUGCGCCCGCCCUACCCACCUGCACAGCACGGCGAGCACGGCGCGCACGCCGCCUGGCCGCCCGCCUACCCCGGCCCGCGCCAGUACCGCACCGACCGCAACCCGAGACCACACGACAAGAGGAGCAGGUACGGCAGUUACAGCGGCAUGGGCACGAACCCGUACGGUGGCUACUACGACAGCGCGGCCAUGCCCAGCAGCAUGGGCUUCCCGCCCGUGCGCUCCUACCCGGACGACUGGCGGGGCUACCCCCCGGCCGACUACCCCUACGACGAGCGCGACUACGACCGCGACACCGUCUAUCGCCGCGACUACGACCGCCGCGCGCCGCCCACCUAAACUCAACCCACUCGUUAAAACUGUAAAUAUUUUUGUACAUACUUAGCUGUAGCGAUCUCUGUAAAGGAUAAGUGACAAAUUGUGCUGUGGUUUUUAUCUGUGUGAUAAGCGAAGCGCAUCGUGUAUUCAGGGAAGCAUGUAGAUAUAAUGAAAUGACUGUUUUAUAAGUGAGAGACUGUAUAGUGAAUUUAUUUAUUGCUAUUCUGCUGAUUAGUGUACAGACUUGUAGACGAAUAACAAUAAUUUUAAUGUAUCAUUUUGUUGCCAAUUUUCCGGUUUAAAUACUAUUUUGUAAUCGUAAUGUUAUUUUUGUAUUUAUUCGAUUCUUCAUCACAUAUUCUUGGAAUUUAAUUAGACAGAUACGCAAGUGAUAUAGUUCAUAGUAAAUGUACAAAAUUUAGCGAUCGUUAGUAGGUUUGCAUAUUAUAAUUAUAAAUAUUUCAAAAUCAUGUGCAAUUUCUAAAACCAGAAAAUUGUGUAAAGCUUUGGUAAUAAGGGCACAUAAACAUUGUCAUUGCAUUUUAGCAGUGGAUAGGGAGUGUUUUAUUUGUACAUUCAUUUCUCGUUCUACAUGCAUUUCUGAGUCCUAAUAGGACUCAAGUCCUAUUUUUAUACAUUAUGUAAAUUCUUAUUCUCUAUUACAUGCAAUAAAAUGUAAUAAGAGUUAAAAUGUCUUAAAAUGGUAUAUACCAUGGUAAUAAAACAUUAAACUUUA
Molecule: messenger RNA, 6579 nt
Organism: Plutella xylostella (diamondback moth)
Lineage: Eukaryota; Metazoa; Arthropoda; Insecta; Lepidoptera; Plutellidae
Gene: Chd1
Product: chromodomain-helicase-DNA-binding protein 1
Biological process (GO): nucleosome organization
Cellular component (GO): nucleus; chromatin
Molecular function (GO): ATP-dependent chromatin remodeler activity; ATP hydrolysis activity; DNA binding
Source: RefSeq, a predicted model, not a curated record